This is a messenger RNA of Rotaria socialis, 3651 nucleotides long. NCBI's taxonomy places the organism in Eukaryota, Metazoa, Rotifera, Eurotatoria, Philodinida, Philodinidae. The record is from the annotation of a GenBank genome assembly.
AUGUCGCGCGCUAUCCAACGUCUUAUGAAAGAUUAUAAAAAGGCGGAGAAGUUAAUAGGUCGUUCAGCAAAUGAAUCGUUUGUUGAUUUUACCAAUACAGCUUCAUUUACAACUCAAGCCAUGGCUCAAAUACGACGUGAGCCCGAAUUGACACAAGAUGAGAAAAAAUUUCUUGUUGCUGCUGAACGCGGUGAUAUAGCUACAACUCGUCGAUAUCUUGCUGCAUCAUCGGGAACAUCGUCAGUUUUACUUGAUGUUGACAUGCCAAUUUCAGAAAUUAAUAUUAAUUGUCUUGAUCCAUUGGGCCGAACUGCACUGUCCAUAGCCAUUGAAUAUGAAAAUAUUGAAAUGAUUGAGCUAUUACUUAGCUAUAAUGUGGAUACAGGUGAAGCUUUAUUACAUGCGAUCGAUGAAGAAUUCGUUGAGGCUGUCGAAUUACUUCUUCAACAUGACGAUCUAAAGCAACAACGGUACAAGAGCAGCAUUAAUCUAGAUAACAAUCGAUAUUCAAAUAAUAUUAACAUAAUCGAUAAAUCAAAUCCAUUGUUCACAUUGGCUCAAGAUGCAUUAGAAAAAGAAAAAAAUGACCAACAACAAUAUGAUGUUACUCAAAAGCUGAAAUUGGCUUGGUCUCAUUUUCGUCCGGCAAAGUCAAAUCUAUCGCCGACACAUGUUGCUAGCACUGCUGCUGCUGCUGCUGCUGCUGUUGUUGAUGAUGAUGAUGAUGAUGAGGUGCAUGAACAACUUAAUUUGAGCACAUCUAGAUCAUAUACGCCUGACAUUACCCCGGUUGUGUUAGCUGCACAUCGAGACAAUUAUGAAAUACUUAAAAUACUACUUGAAAGAGGAGAAAAAGUUACUGAACCUCAUGAUGUUCGCUGUGAUUGUGCAAACUGUAUUGUAUAUAAUAAAGAAGACAGUUUGAGACAUUCACGAUCACGUAUAAAUGCGUAUAAAGCUUUAUCGUCGCCAUGUUACAUAUCGUUGUCAAGUCGGGAUCCAAUAAUGACCGCAUUUGAUUUAAAUCGUGAAUUAAAACGUUUGUCACGCAUUGAAAAUGAAUUCAAACAAGAAUAUGAACAGUUAGCUCAACAAUGUCAAGAAUACAGUGCUGCUCUAUUAGCUGAAACGCGUUCAUCAAAAGAAUUAGAAAUAAUAUUAAAUUAUGACUCAGAAAAUCCACCUGUACUAUCGGAAACAAAUGAAAAAAUGCAUUUAUCAAGAUUGAAAUUAGCUAUACGUUAUAAACAAAAAAAAUUUGUUUCCCAUGCACAUUGUCAACAGUUACUUGCUUCUCUGUGGUAUGAAGGUCUACCUGGAUUUCGACGACGCCAUUCAGUUAUCAAAAUGUUAAUAACCACAUUAGUUGGUCUACUUUUCCCAGUAUUAUCUGUUGCUUAUUUAAUGCUGCCACGUAGUAGCAUUGGCCGUAUUAUGCGGCAACCGUUUAUUAAAUUUAUUUGCCAUUCUAUUUCGUAUGUUUUUUUUCUCAUUUUACUUUUUGUUGUUUCAUUACGUAUCGAUUUUGGUAAAUUACUGUCAGGUAUUGAAGCAGAAACAAAUGAAAAACGUGGUCCACCUCCAAAUCCAGUUGAAAUAGCUAUUAUGUUCUAUGUAGCUGGAUUCAUUUGGGCAGAAAUCAAACAACUCUAUCAGGAAGGAUUACAUCAAUAUAUGGCGGAUACGUGGAACUUAUUAGACUGGGUGACAAAUUGUCUUUAUUUAGCUACUAUUGUUCUACGAGUAAUGGCUUAUAUCAGAGUCAAUCAAGAAGAACGUGACCUUCAAGUUGAAUCAUUAGUCGUCCGUAGUUCUCCUAACUCAACCGGUGUACCUACGCAUAAUCACCACAAUCUAUCAUCUGAAGCAGUUAAUAUCUCAACUGGCCAUUAUGUUCGACGACGCGAUUGGAACGCAUGGGAUCCAACAUUAAUCUCUGAAGGAAUAUUUGCUGCAGCGAAUAUUUUUAGUUCAUUAAAACUUGUGUAUAUAUUCACCAUCAAUCCACAUCUAGGACCAUUACAAAUAUCGUUAGGACGUAUGGUACACGAUAUAUUGAAAUUCAGCGUUUUAAUAUUGCUCGUUGCAUUUGCAUUCGCCUGUGGUCUCAAUCAGUUAUUUUGGUAUUAUGCACGAAUGAAAAAGAGUGAAUGUGAAAAUGAUACCAGUUUCGAUGAAUAUUGUUCUAAGGAUAUUCAUAAACAUUUUUCAAAUCUUUUCGAAUCUUUGCAAACACUUUUUUGGGGUACGUUUGGUUUGAUUGAUUUGCAAACUUUUCAAAUCUACAAAAAACAUACAUUUACCAUGUUCAUUGGUUUAACGAUGUAUGGAGUUUACUCGUCUAUAAUGAUUAUUGUUUUACUUAAUAUGCUUAUUGCUAUGAUGAGUAAUUCAUAUCAAUAUAUAGCUAAUUCAACUGAAACGGAAUGGAAAUUUGCACGUGCUAAACUUUGGAUAAGUUAUUUUGAAGAUGGUUGUACUUUACCGCCGCCAUUUAACAUUGUGCCCAGUCCAAAGUCGAUAAGUUACAUAUUUAUAUUUAUCUAUAGCAGAGUAUUUGGUUGUUCGAAAACACAUUUAAGAAACCGAUGGCAAAGCAUAAAGAAAAUACUCAGCAAAAUCAAUGAACGCGAAAUAAAAUAUCAAACAGUCAUACGUGAAUUAGUUAAACGAUAUAUAAUGAAACGUCAACAAAAAGAUCAAACUGAAGGUGUAACCGAAGAUGAUCUAAAUGAAAUAAAACAAGACAUAUCAGCAUUUCGUUUUGAAUUAUUGGAAAUUUUAAGUACGAACGGUUUUAAAGUGCAAUCCUUGAAGAAAAAUCCAGACACAGGAAAAUUCGAACCAGCAGAGGAAGCAAUAAGAUCCGCACGUGUUGGCCGAAAACGUGGUAAAAUGAAUUUAGAGAAAACCAUUAAUAAAAAUAUGUUUGAUAUGUCAACAUCAAUUCGUGAUAAAAAUCCGUUGGAAACACCCGAUUUAAUUAAAACCGAACAGUCAGAUUCAUUGACAACACCAUUGUCGUCAUCAUCUUUAUUAACAAAUCCAAAACAGAAAUUAACAGCUCAAUUUAAACGUGCUAUAACGAUGAUUAAACAACGAAGUGAACCAACACGUGAAUCGUCUCCACCACAAUUACAAACGUCAAUAUCAUUAACUGAAAAACCGAAUAAUUCAUUCGAUACAAAUUUACUAGCAAGCCUAAUUGAAGAAACAACUACCGAUAGUCAACAUCAUUCGUCAACAGAACUUCUAUCAUCGAAAUCAUUGUCAUUUGUGACUAGGAAAUCGUCAAUGAUGCAUUCGUCAUCAAAUCAAGAUACAGAUUCAACUAAUACAAUGGCAGGUACUAUUGUUGGAUUUGAUACAACAGCACGAAUCAAAAGCCAAAAUCCAUCAUCAUAUUUGAUUAAAUCAAAUUUAACAAAGAUUCAAACAUCUCCAGUUCCAACAGUAAAUCAACCGGCGCACUCAUCAGUACAAUUAUCAUCAUCAUCUUCAGCAACCACGAGUCCAACGCCAGCAUCAUCAAUAUCUACGACAGGAUAUUUCCGGUCGUUAAAUGGAAGUCGUGCACCAAUGGCUUCUCCAGAUCCACUUUCCUUAACUUCCGACGAAAGUUGUCACACUCCUGAUAUGGAAAUCUUGUGA